This is a messenger RNA of Symbiodinium necroappetens, 454 nucleotides long. The record is from the annotation of a GenBank genome assembly. Lineage: Eukaryota; Dinophyceae; Suessiales; Symbiodiniaceae.
GAUUACAUCCGUGCUGGCGAAUAUUCCUGGGCAUCUACCCUGGAGCAGCGCUGGCUAGCGCGUGAUGGCGGAGCACAUUCCGUAAGGCCCGAAACACGGUUUCGGGAGCCUUCUCUUUGCUCUCAGCUUGCGGGAGCCUGGGCGCGAGCGGGACGCCUCCAGGAGGCCGAAAUGUGGCUGUCCUGCACAGACAUCGAGAAAGUGGAUCGUUGGGCCUUGGUCGCCUUUGUCCGUGCCUGCGUCGAGAGCGGCGAGCUCCAGAUCGCAGACAACUGGACCAGGAAGCUUCUGAAGAUCGCGGACAGCGGCAAGCUGCAGAAAAUGGGACGUAGAAGGAACGGCAGAGCCGGUGCCGUGGAUUCGGAUUCUGCGAGCCGCCAGAAGGAGGCGGAGGACAACCUCGUGGCCUUGGUCGCCGCCCGGGCGACCUUAGCCAAAGGGGCCGAGAUUGAAG